Messenger RNA from Effrenium voratum, 8612 nucleotides. NCBI's taxonomy places the organism in Eukaryota, Dinophyceae, Suessiales, Symbiodiniaceae. The record is from the annotation of a GenBank genome assembly.
CCCUCUGACGCUUCAGGGUGAGUUUGGGUAGUUCGAUGCAAUGGCGGGGCCGACAUGAUCCCACGGCUUCUGUGGCUCUGCUGCGUCCUUCGGGCCACUGCCCUUGACAACUUGGGGCAUUCGGACGGCCGCCGGCGCAGUAGCAACCGCCGCCGCAGCGGCGAUGGUAAAGGCGGCAAAGACGAUGGCGGCGAGGACGACGACGGAGAGGUGGACGGGUUCGCUUUGGAUGUGUCCCCGGCAUUCUUCGACAUCCGAGACGACCAUGCCCGUGUCCACAGCACCUCCCUUAGAAUCGACAACCCCAGCGGCGCGGCCGGUGUGGCGGAGAUCUCCCUGCAGCACCCAACGGCGCGGCGGCUGGCGUCAGAGGGCCUCGUGGUCUUGAAGGGCCGCGCUGAGGCGGUGACCCAACGGCGCUUGCAAGAGAACUGCAGCCAGCCCCUGCUGCUGCUGCGGCCCCGCAGCCACCAGAGCGUGCACGCCACGCGGCGCCUGGCAGAGCUGCCAGGAUUGGAGAACGGGCACGUGGUGUUCCUGCCGCACCUUGGCCUGGGCAUCGCGAAGCUGGACUGCACCAAGGACGCCGCGGACGUGGCCAAGCAGCUCGAGACCCAGCAUCCAGGGGACUUGGAGUUCGUGGAGGUGGAUGCCCGGAGCUUCUUCAAGUUCAACGGCUCCAACGCCACAGCCGCGCCAGGAGACUCCUCCUGGAGCCGGCAGUGGGGCAUGCGGCGCAGCGGCUUUGAAGCCGCCUGGGCCAAGCUGGAGCAGAUGGAGAUGGAGCCCAAGGCAGUCACAGUGGCUGUGCUGGACACUGGCGUGCAGCUGAACCACGAAGACCUGCAGCAUCGGCUCUGGGUGAACCCCGGGGAGAUCCCAAACAACGGCGUGGACGACGACGGGAACGGCUACGUGGACGACGUGCAUGGCUGGGACUUCGCGGAUGAUGACAACGACCCCUCGGACGAGGAUGGGCACGGGACCCACUGCGCCGGCGUAAUCGGCGCCAACCAGAACGAUCGGGGGGUUGCGGGUGCUGCAGGUGGCAACUCCGAAGUGCGGAUCAUGGCGCUGCGCUUCUUGUCCAGCGAUGGGGGUCGCACCUCUGACGCGAUCCUGGCGCUGAACUACGCCCUGGCCAACGGCGCGGAGAUUUCUUCCAACAGCUGGGGCGGUGCCGCCCACAGCCUGGCGCUGGAGGCGGCGGUGCAGAGCGCCAAAGCGGAAAGCCACCUCUUCGUUGCGGCUGCGGGGAAUUUGGGCAACAGUAACGACUUCAUCCCCACCUACCCCUGCAACUACGAGGCCGCGCUCUGCGUGGCUGCCACAACGCCCACCGAGGAGCUCGCAGACUACAGCAACUAUGGGGUUCGGUCGGUGCAAAUUGCUGCCCCUGGCACGGACAUUUACAGCACCUACCUUGGAGAGACUGGCUAUGCGGCGCUGAGCGGGACCUCCAUGGCCACGCCCCACGUGGCCGGGGCUGCGGCGUUGGUGUGGAGCUGGAUGGGCGGCCGCUUCGUGAGCGGCACGGAGGACUUGCGGUCCAUCAUUCUGGAGUCUGCGCAGCAGGUGCCAUGGCUGGACGGCUUCGUCAGCGACGGCUUCCUGGACGUCACCGGUAUGGUGUCCAAGGCGGAGAGCCGCAACUGGCUGCGGCUGGGGCACUUCUCCCCGGCGCUGCCAUCCGACGGCUCUCCGCUUUCUGUGCCGCUGGAGAUCGGCCAUGAGUUCCUGGCGGUGGGCGAGUAUGAGGCAGAGAUCGUCAUCACGUACAGCGGUUACAAGGAGGAAGUGGUGCCAGUGAGCUAUGCCAUCUUGGGGGUGCCGCAUUUGCCGGAGGCUAUUUUCCAGGGAGACUUGGACUUCGGCACAGUGCCGCUGGGCGGCGAGGGCCGGCGCACCGUGCGGCUCUGGAACUCGGGCAAUGGCACGGCGCGGGUUCAGCUGGGCCAGCUGGCGCCUCCCUUUGCAGGGCCCCUGCUGGAGGUGUCUGUCGAGCCCGGGGCGAGCCGAGACAUGGUGCUCACCUGCCGCCCUGUGGCCGUGGGAGAAGUGACCGGCACUGCCGGCUUCGGCACGAACUCGGGGCUGGGGGCCUUUGAGGCGGCCGAGGCGGGCGCUGUAGAACGGGGCCAGCACUUCUCCAUGGCGCUGCGCUGCCGCGGUAGCGAGGCCCCCCACCUGGCCACGGACGCCUUCAGCGGCGCAAUGUUGCUGCAGGAGGGGCAGUUGCCUUUCUACUUCACCCCCUGCGUGCCUGCGCAGUGGGAGGCUGAUAUCCUGGAACCGGCCGGCAAUCUCACGGCGGGGCUGGCGCCUCCGCCAGCGCAGGCGGAAGGCUGCUCGCCCCACGAGCCUGAUGAUGUGGCUGGGCGCAUCGUGCUGGUCAGCAGAGGUGGGUGCACCUUUCAGGAGAAGGUGGAACUAGUUCAGGAGGCUGGUGGGGUGGGCGUUCUUUUCUACGACACGGAGUCGGUCACCACGCUGCGGAUGAUGGGCCCCGCGGAUAUGGAGAGCCCUCCCAGCCUCCCAGCCUUCAUGAUCUCCCAUGCCCAAGGCCUCACGCUGCGGGACCGCCUGGAGUCUGGGGAGGUGCUGGUGGUGUCCAUGAUCCGGCGCCCCAUUGUGCUGCACACCCAUGUGCCGACGUCUGGAGCCCCAAGAGCCUUUGGGCAGCUAGGACUUUGGAACCUGGGCGGCGGGCCGCUGAGCUGGAAAAUGGAGGUGAACAUGCUGACCUUUGAUGAUAGCAACUUCUACUCCUUGAUCUACGACGGCGCUCUGAAUGCCUCAGCAGGUGUGGGGGUGGCACCUCUCCCCACAGCCCCGGCCUUCUCCUGGACCUUGGGUUUGCACAACGGCCACUUCGCGCAGGAUGUGGAUGACGACGCCGUGCCUCUGGACCUGUCGUGGCCGCUGCCCUUCUUUGGACAGCCUGUGCAGGACGUGCAGAUGUCCUCCAACGGCUUGCUUGCCGUGGCGCCGGACGCCAGCACCUAUCAGCCAGGCCGGGACUACUGGGGCCAGCUGCCUUCGGCGGCGCUGCCGAAUGGUUUGGUCGCGGCCUAUUGGGACGACUUGUGGUGCCGCAAGGCUCAGAACUGCGCGCUGCUCACAGGGCGGUUGGCAGCGGUUCCACAGCCGGAUGGGCGCCCGCAGUGUGGGGCUGGCAACGCCACCGUGGUGCAGUUUAAGGACUUCGAGCACCGCUACGAUAGCAGCGCCGUGGUGUCCUGUGAAGUGCGGCUCUAUGAGGAUGGGUGCAUUGAGGUGCAGUACCAGCGCCUGCCGAAGCGGUCGAAGCGGAUGUCGGCGAAGGUGGGCCUUGAGACGCGGGACGGGCGAAGUGGCCUGAACUUUGCGAUGGCCCUGCCGGAGGCCGAGGGCUUCGGGGUGAUGAUGGUGCCCUUCCUGGGCUCCAAGUCCGGGGCCGGCGGCGCCAUCGCCGCCGGCGGCCAUGCGAGCUACGACUUUCACGUGGAGGGUCACAGGUCCCGACAGGCCUGGAUCAUGGUGCGAUCCUGGGACGCCACGCAGCACUGGUACUCCGAACGUGUGGUGCGGGUGGCGCAGCAGGUGUUCAGCUAUGCCUGGAGGGCUGGCGACUGGGGGCCUUGCACGCAGCUCAGCUGCGCCCCCACCUCCUUGGCACAGCAACGUCGGGAGGUGGCCUGCGGGGGCUCCGACGGAGGUACCUAUCCAGUCGACCGCUGCGGGGGGCCACCGACCUGCAUGGACAACCCUGCGGGCUGGGUUGACACCUGGGGCGACUCCUGCACGAUCUACGGCACGAACCUCUACUGCACUGCGCAUGGAGGCUACGGCCCCGGCUGGCAGUGGUUCUGGGGCUCCUUCGAGGACUACCGCCGGGCAGGGCACACGGCUCUGACGGCGUGCUGUGCCUGCGGCGGGGGAACGCUCACGGUGCUGCAGCCAGAGGAGGUGCGGGAAUGCUUGGACCCCACGCAGGGCCCCGACUUGGAUGGGGACGGGGUAGACGACUGCCGCCCCACGGUAGAGGCGCCCGCGCCUUUGACCGAGACGGGCACUACCACCACGGAGACCACGAGCUCGUCCACCGCCACCCUGACGACCCAGACGGGCACGAGCUCCACUCAGACGACCUGGACGUCAACCAGCAGCACGAGGACCACGCACACACUGAGCAGCACCACAAGAACGGGCACCACGAAGACCACCACGAGAACCAGUUCCUCCACGGCCACACGCACAGAGACCACAAGGACAGGCAGUAGCACCACAUCCAGCACCGCGACCAGCUCCACAGCGACCACCAGCGCGACUGGCACGAGCACCCCGUCGACCACCUCGCGGUCCGAGACACAGACGUCGACCAAGACGUUGACGAGCAGCUCCACCUCGGCCAGCUUGACAUCCACCACGACGGAAAGCAGCAGCUCCACGACGCAGACAAGAUCAAGUACGUCUAGCGCAAGCUCCUCUACCACCGGGACAUGGACGAGCACCAGUUCUGCCACUGCCACGGGCACAUCUUCGACCACCUUGUCCAGCACAACGGUCACAACACAGACGGGGACGGGCAGCUCAACAUCUGCGACCGCAACAUUCACGACAACUGGCACGAGCACAAGCACAGGGAGCAGCACCAGUUCCACAGCCACGGUUUCUUCCACCGCAACAUCCCUGACUGCCAGCACAACGGCUACCACCACCACAUCGGCCACGCUCACGUCGCACACCACAUCUAGCACACUGAGUAGCACCACAUCAAAAACGAGCUCAAUGACCAGCUUGACGGUAACCACCAGCAACACCAUCUCCAGCACUUCGACUGCGAGCAGCACAUUGAGCACCACAUCCUUGUCGAGCAGCACCUCGGUGACUGCCACGUCUACCACGAGCCAAACCACAACUGCCAGCAGCAGCACCACCAAAACCACUUCCUCUAGCCUUUCCUCCACAGCCACGUCGAGCGUUUCAAGCACGAGCUCAACGACGAGUGUCUCGACUACAUCCAGCCGCACAUCCUCCACGUCUAUCACAUCCAGCGUCACCCAGACCAGCACCAGCAGUAGCAGCACGGUUUCAGGCACCUCCUCCUCAACCACCACAUCUUCCUCAGCUACAAGUACUGCGAGCACCAGCAGCAGCACCAGCAUCAGCACCACGUCUUCCAGCAGCAGCUCGGUGAGUAGCUCCUCCAGCUCCAGCAGCGCCUCAGGAACCACCUCCAGUAGCUCUAGCACCUCAAGGAGCACCAGCCUGACCUCCAGCUCCAGCUCCUCCAGCAGCUCCAGCAGCUCCACCACUGGCAGCACCAGCUUCAGCUCGACCUCCUCGAGUAGCUCCAGCUCAUCCAGCAGCUCCUCCAUCAGCACCUCCGAGACCAAAACCACCACCUCCUGGACAUCCACAGGCACCUCCACUAGUAGCACCACCACCACCAGCACCCUGAGCUCGACAGUGACCGUCACAAGCACCGGCACCCAGACCAGCUCCAGCUCCUCCUCUUCCAGCACCACCUCUUCCAGCACCUCAUCUUCGUCUUUUACGACGUCCUCUUCGUCCUCCAGCUCUGCCACCGUCUCCAGCACCUUGAGCACCAGCAGUUCCUCCAGCACCAGCUCGAUGACACACAGCAGCACCACCACCACCAGCACCUCUGUGAGUAGCACCAGCUCUUUGAGCAGCAGCAGCUCAUCCAGCUCCAGCAGUUCCAGGACGUCCAGCACCAGCGAAACCAGCAGCAGCAGCCUCAGCUCCAGCAGCUCGUCAACGUCCACCACCUCCUCCGGCACCUCCACGCGAACCACGGAGACGGCGACGAGUAGCUCCAGCAGCAGCUCGAGCACUAGGAGCAGCACCAGCACGGGCACCACGUCCAGCACCAGCUCCCAGACCAACACGCGGACCUCCACACAGACCACAUCCACCACCUCAGUCACCGGGUCUUCCACCACGAGCAGCUCCAGCAGCGGCACCAGCUCGAUCACCUCCUCCACGACCAGCACGCACAGCACCACGAGCUCCAGCACUGAGACGACCAGCAGCGCAACGACCACCAUCUCAAGCACCACUAGCCGGACUGGUACCAGCACCUCCAAGACCAGCAGCUCCUCAGAGACCAGCACUUCCUCCAGCACCAGCAGCUCCUCAAAGACCAGCAGUUCCUCCACCACCACGGCAACCACCACCUCUCGCACAUCCACCACCGCCACGGUGUCCAGCAGCACGAGCGCGACCUUCACCACCACCUCGGGCACCGGGACCUCCACCAGCGCGAGCUCCAGCACCACGGUGUCUUCCACAGCCACCUCCAGCUCCACCAGGACGACGACCUCCAGCAGCCGAACCUGGACAAGCUCCACCGAGACCAGCUUGACACAGACGAGCUCAACUCAGAGCACCACGACAAUGACGAGGAUAGAUCCGCUGGUGCAGGUGAUGAGCGAGCCGGAGGAGGUCCAGACCAUCGAGAGCACGCUGCUGGUCCUGGGCGCCAACGACUCGAUGCCCAACAUCGAGGAGAGUUUGCAGGAUUCCAUUGGGGAGACCUUGGACAUUGACCCUCGGCGUGUUGCCAUUGCAGACUAUGGCAUGACCUGGGCAGCCGUCCUUGAGAACGCGGUGCCCGACUCCGGGGGAAGACGGCUGGCGGACUUGAUGGAGAGGGCUUUGGAGGUGGAUUUCCAGGUGAUCCUGCCAGGCGAGGCUGUGGACUUCGGCUCUGUGGGGCUGGGGGCCUUCACCUCGGCGCAGGGCCUGGUGAAUGCCCUGGCGGCCAUCAAGGACGAUCCCUCCCCGCUCCUGUCGCGGCUCUCCUCCUCGCUGGCGCUGGGAGUUGGGGAGCUGCGUGCACGCCUGACCACCCCGACCGUGCGGCAGAAGCAGGCGGUCUUCGUGGCUGGUGCCUGGGGGCCCUGCGGCGGCGACUGGCCGUGCCUCGUGGGCAACUUGGCGCUGCGGCACCGCGGCGCCUGGUGCGCCGACGCGGACAACGUCUCGAAGGUGCUGCUCUCCUCCUUCUGCACAGGCCCUGCGCCCAGGACCUCGGAGCCCUGCACCGGGCUUCUGCCGCCCGCCUGCGGCUGGCAGCCGGGCAACUGGUCCGCCUGCCGCCCGGAAAAUGAGACCCAGGAAGAGGACUGCCUUGGAGAAGGUCUUCAGCUGCGGAACGUGAGCUGCCUGGGCCCCGAGACCUCGUGCCCGGAGUUGGAGAAGCCGCGGGGCCAGCGGAGCUGCGAAUGCGCGGUGAAGUUCGUGCCGAAGUCGGGGGAUAUGCUGGCCAGGGCCACGUUGCAGACUGCAGGGGGCGGGACGCUGCUGGUGGGGCUGGUGGCUGGAGCCUGCGUGCUCUUCACGUGCCUCAGCUUCGGCUGCGCCACCCUCACCAUGAAGGCCAAGACGACGCUUACAAAGCUGGAGAAGGAAAAGGAGGUGGACCACCACACAGGCCGAGAGGCAGCGACCGUGCCCAGCCUCCAUGGGGGGGCGCUCCGAGCUGUGACAGUUUGCGUGGCUGCCGGGCGUCAGCGCCCGAACCGCCAGAAGAUUGAGGAGGAAGACGAUGCCACGACGCGGGCAUCCUCACCAGUGCCCUCGCCCACGUCGCAGGGCUACCAAUCCCGCAUCUGCCCGAGCUCGCCCAGCGUGAGGGCCGCCGCUUCGCCCGCGUCUUCGCCGGUGUCGUCGGCGGUGCCGCCGUCCCCGAGCUCAGAGACCUUCUAUGUGGACCUCAACUCCCCGAGCGGCGCGCGACUGCCGUCCCCCAAGAAGGCCCGCGACGAUGCGCCCGGGCCCACGCCCCUCUUCGCCGCACUGUCCUCGCCCAGCAACCUGGUGCGGCCGAGCCUCUCGCAGUCGCCCAAGCGGCGGCCUCUGCAGACGGUGUCGGAGGAGAAGGCGCCCGCCGCUGUCCCAUCGGGCCCAACGAGCCCAACGAGCCCAGCGGCUGUGGCGCGGGAGGACAUGUGUUGUACGCUGUCCAGCAAGGAGCUCAACGAGCUCCCAGGCACAUGCGCGGCCGAGGACGCCCCCGUCCCCGCCGAGCGCGCGAGCGGCAACGAGCGCCCGCGCAAGAAGAAGGGUGUUCGACCGCCCACGUUGGAGCUGGAGCGCUACCUGCCGGAGGAGGAGGAUCUGACCUUUGCCUCGCCCAGCAAGUCCCCCAGCAAGUCCCGGGCGCCCGCUUCCAGCAGCUUCGCGCCGGCAUGGCUGCAAGAGCGGGGCACGCCCGCGCAUGCCGAGAGGCUGCCUUUGGAGUCGUUGCCGCCGCAGCCUUCGCUGCCAGCUGCGCCGCCCCCUACCCCGGGGCCGGUGCCGCCCUCGCCACUGCCGCCCAAGCCAGCGCCCCCACCGGAGACGCCUGAUGCAUGCGCCCGCCAAGGCCUCCGGCGCGGCGCGAGCCGCGUGAGCUUCCCUUCCGUGCCGCCCUCCCCCAGCGCAGGGGGGAAGGGCCUGGCGCAGGCCCCGAACCUGUCGCUGCCAACAAAGCCGGAGCUUCCUCCGGCGCCAGAUCUACCUGCCCCACCAAGGCAUUCCAGGUCGAGUGAAGCCUUUGAAAUUUGAGACGUAGCAUAGCCGGCUCGUGGCCGAGCGCCCCCUGGAAACAUGGCCAUGCGCGC